AUGGCAGUGAGCGGUACCAACUCAGUAGACGAAGUCGACUCGAUUUUUACGUCACCUUGCUGGCAAAAUUCAAGUACCAGCGACUAUAUUGACCACAAGUUAAUUUUGGACGGUACCAUCAGCAACUUGGGUUCGGACAAGAUGCUUCUAGACAAUUCCAUGCAGGACGACAAUGCGGAAAUGGAAUCCAAAGUGUCCAUGGAAGCUUUGGACAAUCUACUAAGUUCUUCGCAACCAAUGAGCUUAGCCGAACUAAAACCAUUACCGCCUUUUACCGGAUAUACGGCAAACUUAAGUAUAAACGGUAUCCAAGGACAUCAUUAUCAUACGAUAUCGCAACGAGUACCCGAAGAGAAUAACAAUUAUAGUAACUAUAGUGAACAAAAUAUUGUGUCCAGUUCUACGUGCAAUAUCGGUUCGGAUAGUGGCGACGAGAAACUCUACAAUGUAGACGAAGUGGUGAAAUUAGGUUACUCGGAUUGUGUAGACGAUGGCGGAAUUAAAACUGAAAUAAGUGAAUACGAUAUUUCUUCAAUAGACGAUAUCGCUGCUAUAAUUGGGUCAGCAAUCGCUGACACUACAGUACCUAAUAAUAAUAAUAGUAAUAACGAUAAUAGUGACGAUCCAAACGCUUCCAGAGACAGUUGGAUGGAUUUGGACGCUUGGAUCGACCAAACUUGUAACGAUCAACAAAAAAACUCGAUAAUGAAUCAAGAGGAAUUUCUACUUCCCAGCACUAGUAAUAACAAUAACGAAUUUAGUAAUAAGCAACAGAGUAGUAGCUCGUCUACAUUACAAAGCCUACUGACUCAUCCCAACAUGCCUCUAUUACAAUAUCGGUUGCAAAAUGGUCCUCCAAUCAAACAAGAAGAUUUAAUGUCAGCUUCUAGUCCCCCAAAUGUAGUAUCUACAACAGACAACCUCCUCCUGACAGUCAAUGGUAGAUUCAUACCCCAAUACACUCUACACAUGGACGACCAUCGACUGCGCAAUAGCCCUGACGAUAUGUUAAACUACCCCCACACAACAACCACAACUACUCCAAGCACGAAAAAGAGCAGAAGCAGAGCGCAAAAGAAACAACAGCAACAAGCCACCUCUACAGUAUUCUCAACCGAUCAAACCUUGGGGCUGUUGGGCAAAGAAAAACCUGUUCAUAGAUGUAGCAUUUGUAAUCGGGGCUUUCUGAACAAAAGAUACGAAGUUGUGAUAGUAAAAGGGGGCCAGCGAGUCUGCGGAGCAGGAGCCGUACUAGGCAAUGCCCCUUUAGUCCAGUCAAAGUCUUACUUUGAAGUUAAAGUGCAACAAGGGGGGUCUUGGUCAGUGGGCUUAGCUACGAGGCAAACGGAUUUGAGUUUGACUGUUGGGGGUAUGGACGAUUAUUCCUGGACGCUGUGCAGCGACCAUAUUUUUAGGCACAACAAGCAAGAGUUGCAUAAGUUGAGUAUUUCUGGAAAUCCAGAUGAAGGGUUGCAAAGUAUCCAAGAGGGCGACAUUAUCGGGGUGGCUUUUGAUCAUAUUCAAUUGAGGUUUUAUGUAAAUGGGGUUGAAAUUGAUUAUUGCAUAUCGAAUAUUAAAGGGACUACUUAUCCUGCCUUGUAUGGUGAGUAA
Messenger RNA from Ceutorhynchus assimilis (cabbage seed weevil), 1611 nucleotides. The record is from the annotation of a GenBank genome assembly. Lineage: Eukaryota; Metazoa; Arthropoda; Insecta; Coleoptera; Curculionidae.